GGGCUCAGUGUCAACUCCAGCCUCAAGAAUUUACUGAGGGGCUUCAAAUGCAUUCCCUGCAGAUAAAGACGAAUUUCUGUGCUUAACUUACCCUUGUGUCCCCCUUCAGGAAAGAGCACACGAAUGCCCCAUGGAAAAUUACAAUCAAACAUCAACUGAUUUCAUCUUAUUAGGAUUCUUCCCACCAUCAAGAAUUGGCCUUUUCCUCUUCAUCCUCAUUGUUUUCAUUUUCCUAAUGGCUCUAAUUGGAAACCUAUCCAUGAUUCUUCUCAUCUUCUUGGACACCCAUCUCCACACACCCAUGUAUUUCCUACUUAGUCAGCUCUCCCUCAUUGACCUAAAUUAUAUCUCCACCAUUGUUCCUAAGAUGGCUUCUGAUUUUCUGUCUGGUAACAAGUCUAUCUCCUUCACUGGGUGUGGGAUUCAGAGUUUCUUCUUCUUGGCAUUAGGAGGUGCAGAAGCACUACUUUUGGCAUCUAUGGCCUAUGAUCGUUACAUUGCUAUUUGCUUUCCUCUCCACUAUCUCAUCCGCAUGAGCAAAAGAGUGUGUGUGCUGAUGAUAACAGGGUCUUGGAUCAUAGGCUCGAUCAAUGCUUGUGCUCACACUGUAUAUGUACUGCAUAUUCCUUAUUGCCGAUCCAGGGCCAUCAAUCAUUUCUUCUGCGAUGUCCCAGCAAUGGUGACUCUGGCCUGCAUGGACACCUGGGUCUAUGAGGGCACAGUGUUUUUGAGCACCACCAUCUUUCUCUUGUUUCCCUUCAUUGGUAUUUCAUGUUCCUAUGGCCGGGUUCUCCUUGCUGUCUACCACAUGAAAUCUGCAGAAGGGAGGAAGAAAGCCUACCUGACCUGCAGCACCCACCUCACUGUAGUAACUUUCUACUAUGCACCUUUUGUCUACACCUAUCUACGUCCAAGAUCCCUGCGAUCUCCAACAGAGGACAAGGUUCUGGCUGUCUUCUACACCAUCCUCACCCCAAUGCUCAACCCCAUCAUCUAUAGCCUGAGGAACAAGGAGGUGAUGGGGGCCCUGACACGAGUGAGUCAGAGAAUCUGCUCUGGGAAAAUGUAGAAACAUUUUCUACCUAAGGUCUCAGGACUCAGAUACACAUCCAUCCAGCAGUGUAUAGUAAUUAAAAUAUUAUUUCAA
Messenger RNA from Pan troglodytes (chimpanzee), 1147 nucleotides. Its product is annotated as olfactory receptor 2L3. The transcript has a single exon. The record is from RefSeq and is a predicted model, not a curated record. Bases 131 to 1069 code for a protein of 312 amino acids. NCBI's taxonomy places the organism in Eukaryota, Metazoa, Chordata, Mammalia, Primates, Hominidae. Gene Ontology annotation, molecular function: olfactory receptor activity; G protein-coupled receptor activity. Gene Ontology annotation, biological process: G protein-coupled receptor signaling pathway. Gene Ontology annotation, cellular component: membrane.